CCACUAACUCACAUCUCUAUUGCAACGACAAUCUUAUAUAUUGCUUGCUAUCCAUAUACCAACAUGAGUCGCCCUCACGGCCACAGGGCCCCCUACGACAGGCCAGACAUGUACGACGAUCACCCCGACUCAGGCCGCCAACAGGGCUACAGCUACAGCCACAGCCCGGAAGCGCCGCACGGUAACGAUGGUUUAUUGCGGGACUACUACCACGAAGCACUGCUGAUAAUGGAGUUUUGAAAGAUUACGCAAGGCCGACGACAACGAGGCGCCACAGCCCAACAGGCGACGCCCCAUACGAGCGCCGUUCAGAUGCGCCGCGAUCCCCCCGCCGAGAAGGCCGGGUGCGCUACACCGACCGCGAUCGCGAGGGCUACCGGUCGCCGCGACGCGAAUACAGCAGGAGCAGGAGCCGCGAGCCGUAUGGCGGGCCGCCGAGCCGGACGCUCAUCAUGGAUGGGCUGCCGGUGGAGAUGACACAGGAAGACGUUGGCACCCCUCACCCCCCCCGGCCCAAUUCUUCCGUGUUUCACGCCGUGUGUGGCAGCAUGAUGCAUGCCCGGCAAUUAUCAUCACCCUAAGUGUUCGUGAGCGAUUGGACUGGGACGCUGGCUAAGCAUAGGGAAUGGCCUUCUUGGCCUUUUGCGGAUUUUUACAGAUUGCCCAUGAAUUGAAGACGAGCUUUACUGCGGAUGGCCUGGAACAGGUGCGCCUGAUUAGGGAUAAACGAACUGGUCAAUCGAGGCAGUUUGCGUUUGCGAAAUUCGCCACGCUGAGAGAUUCCAAGGUUUUCCUCGAGAUGUACUACCCCUCGAUACAGUUUCGAGGGUCGUACGGUAUGCCUCAGACGGGCGAAGGGUAUGCAGGAGCUGGAUUGGCCUAUAGUCGAGAGAAGGAAGAUAGAGAUCGGCCUGGAAAGGGCGAGGGGGACUGGAUGUGCGAAGUUUGCGGCUUGGCGAAUUACCAGCAAAGAACGCUUUGUUUUAGAUGCCAUGCUCCUCGUAUGAGACCGAGCGCAACUGGUAUAGUUGGAGUAGCCACCCAGGCCAGCGUAUCUGCAUUUUCAGGUGUCACCACCACGGGAGACAGCGAUGUGUCCCCAGAUAAUAAAGCCUCCCAGUUCCUACUCUUCAGAAAUCUUGAGCCAGGCGUCUCUGAGGAGUUGCUCGCCAAAGGUGUGGCGAAGCUGUACCGCGUCAAGGGUUCGACUACCCCGCCAGAAACGCAAGCAAACAAGAAACCCAAGAUGAUGUCCACGUCCACUGAUGCAAACCUUGGGGCGAAGGAAGGCUCUUUAAUGAGGGUAUUUCUUGUGCGAGACAGAAAGACAAACGAGAGCUGGCGAUACGGGUUUGCUGAAUUUGGCUCUGUGGACGACGCGCAGGCCGCAAUGGCGAAGUAUAAUUCGUCAGAUAAGUUCACAAUCUCCUCGAAGCCUGUACUCGCUUCAUAUAUCCAUGCUGGUGUUUUUGUGCCAGUGCUACAGGCCCCAAGUGAAGAGUUUGAAAAGUUCACCUUCAGUCCGUUGUCCAACCCAGCGAUGAAACUCAUGUACUGGGAUGAGGGCGCGUUUGCUAGCGAGAUGGCUGUGGCGCGUGAAGCUUCGGCGGAUGCCAGGGCGAAAGAGAACCCCAACGCGAAGCUGGCGGCAGCAGCAGCUGGCGAAGGCCUGGUUGAUGCGGCAAAGGCCGGAGCAUCAAAAAAGCGGAAGGCAGAAAAAGAAGACACUGCGGCUACCAAAAAAAUCAUCGCGCCCCAUCUGAAAUUUUGGUCAAACCAGCACGCAGAAUUACAUGGGCUACCUGCAAACAGUGCCGAGGGCCCUGGGGAUAGCAAUGCCAAGGAAGCCCAGCAGAACGAUGCCGAUGCACCACCCACCCAAACCUUCGCCGACCCAAUCCGGAAGUGCUGCCUCCUCUGCUCGCGCCAAUUCAAGACGGACGCCGAAGUUAACAAGCACGAGCGCCUCAGCCAGCUGCAUCGCGAUAACAUGCUCAAAGAAGAUUUGGUCGAGAAAGCCCUGACGAAACUGGGCAAGCUCAAUGACGCCGCCUACCGCGACCGCGCUCAGGAACGCCGGAAGGCCUUCAACCAACCCAAGCAGCCCUCAUCACAGCAUAAGAAAGGAAAAGACACUACUGCACCCGUAGCAGAGGAGCCGUUGAAACCAGUGCAGUCGAAGGGCGCAGCUCUGUUGGGCAAGAUGGGGUGGACAGCUGGGGAGGGGCUAGGGGCGCAGGGGACGGGAAGGACGGAGGCGAUUGAGACACACCUUUAUGCGCAGGGUGUGGGGUUGGGAGCGCAGGGCGGGAAGGUGGGAGAUGCGGUUGAGGAGGCGAAUCGGGCAACGGGGGGGUCGUAUGCGGAUUUUGUGAGUCGGGCGAAGGAUAAGGCCAAGGAAAGGUUUGAGCAGAUGAGCUGAGCGGGCUUGGGUAUGUGUUCUGGGUGGAGUUUUAGGGGGGACUGGGUCCGUUUGGUGCUCGGUUUGGGAUGGCGUUCAUAGAGUCAUGCUGGGUACAUUGACUGUGCGUAUCUAGAGCAAUGGACUUCUUUCUUCUGAAUUGCUUCUAUAAUAACAUAGGAACGUGCUAUCUACUCGCGACACCACCUGCUAUUAGGGAUAGCAAGCAAAAAAAUGGC
Pseudogymnoascus verrucosus is the source of this 2640-nucleotide messenger RNA. RefSeq lists its product as uncharacterized. Gene Ontology annotation, biological process: mRNA splicing, via spliceosome. The record is from RefSeq and is a predicted model, not a curated record. NCBI's taxonomy places the organism in Eukaryota, Fungi, Ascomycota, Leotiomycetes, Thelebolales, Thelebolaceae. The transcript is spliced from 4 exons. Gene Ontology annotation, molecular function: RNA binding. Gene Ontology annotation, cellular component: nucleus. The coding region runs from base 626 to 2422 and encodes 598 amino acids.